This is a messenger RNA of Paramecium sonneborni, 424 nucleotides long. The record is from the annotation of a GenBank genome assembly. NCBI's taxonomy places the organism in Eukaryota, Ciliophora, Oligohymenophorea, Peniculida, Parameciidae.
GAGAAGAUAAUAAAAAUAAAUUUAGUCCAGAAUUUAUUGCAAAAUCAAUUGCGUAAAAUUAAAUAAUUCUUGACUCUUUUGUUGUUUAUGAUAAAUUUGAUGGAUUGAAAUAAAUUACAAGCGCAGCAGGUGGACAAUGUUUUUGCCCAAAAACUAUCUAAGAAGGUUUAAAAUUAUUUGAGUAUGAAACUAUAUUAUCUGCUAAAAUAAGAAAGCCCUAAGAACCCUUAACUAAUUCUAAGAUUGAAGCUAUUUUCAAAUAAGGUCCAAAAACCAUUAAAUUUGAUGUUUAACCUAGAGAAUACGAAUUACCUAUAGAAUUAAAAAAAUAAUCUGUUAAUCCUUAAUAAUUAGUCAGAAGAAUUAGUUCUGAUUCCUAAUAACUAAAUUUAAUUGCUCCAAAUAUUUAUUUAAAAAGAGUGAU